This is a messenger RNA of Corythoichthys intestinalis (scribbled pipefish), 3884 nucleotides long. RefSeq names its product potassium voltage-gated channel subfamily B member 2-like. Lineage: Eukaryota; Metazoa; Chordata; Actinopteri; Syngnathiformes; Syngnathidae. The transcript has 3 exons. Gene Ontology annotation, molecular function: protein binding; delayed rectifier potassium channel activity. Gene Ontology annotation, biological process: potassium ion transmembrane transport; protein homooligomerization. Gene Ontology annotation, cellular component: membrane; dendrite; voltage-gated potassium channel complex. The record is from RefSeq and is a predicted model, not a curated record. The coding region runs from base 491 to 2992 and encodes 833 amino acids.
UCUCUCUCUCUCUCUCUCUCUCUCCCCUCUCUCUGACUCCCUCUCCCUCUCUGUGAUCCGUUUAGCCCCUGUUACAUGGGGCUUCCCUUUUCUCUCUAUUAGUGUGUGGAGGUUUCCUCCUGUAAGUCGCCAGAGACUCCAUCCUCGAUGCCACUUUACAGACAAUGUUCAAGCUUGCCUUAACUUUCUAGCCAACAUGUGGAUAUUUGGCAAUAUUUAUUGUGGGUUUCAGUUUCAUCUAUCAGUGUUGGGUUGAAAAUCUGAGAUAACGAGGCGGUUGCUAUGGUGGGACCCCCUGGAAGAAGCAGAGUCCAACUUCAAGAGUUAUUCCGAUGAAUCCAUACAGAUAUGGAUUUGACCAGAAUUUCUACUAUCUGAAAACAGCUGGGUGAGCUUGGUGGGCCCAAGCCUUAUUGUGCCCACCAGCCACCAGAAAAUCAUCCAAACCAGUAAACGUCACAAGCAUUAGUGGAGUUCAGCCAGUGCAAACAUGGCAGACAAAGUGCUGUACAGCACUCCGAAAGUGACCAAUCGGCCCCCGGUGGUUCCAGUGCUGCCCCCUGAGCCCAUCGACAUCAUCCGGGUCAAGGCCCGAUCUCGGAGGGUCAGGCUCAACGUUGGUGGUUUAACACAUGAAGUUUUAUGGCGGACGCUGGACCGCUUACCCAGAACCCGUCUGGGACGGCUAAGAGACUGCAACACACAUGAGUCUUUACUCGAGGUCUGCGAUGACUACAGCCUCUCUGAGAACGAAUACUUCUUCGACCGCCAUCCUGUGGCCUUCUCUUCCAUUCUCAACUUCUACAGAACUGGAAAACUGCACAUGAUGGAGGAGAUGUGCGCUCUGUCUUUUGGGCAAGAGCUGGACUAUUGGGGCAUCGACGAGAUCUACUUGGAGUCUUGCUGCCAAGCACGGUACCAUCAGAAGAAAGAGCAGAUGAACGAGGAACUGAGGAGGGAGGCAGAGACCCUGAGAGAGAAGGAAGGGGAGGAGGAAGAAGAGCUGGGUUGCUGUCCUGAGCAGAGGCAGAAGUUGUGGGAUCUCCUGGAGAAACCAAGUUCAUCUGUGGCAGCCAAGAUUCUGGCUAUGAUCUCCAUCCUGUUCAUUGUAAUUUCCACAAUUUCCUUGUCACUCAACACUUUGCCAGAGCUGCAGGUUGUGGAUGAAUUUGGCCAAUUUAAUGACAACCCAAGCCUAGCCCAUGUGGAAGCAGUGUGCAUCGCCUGGUUUACUAUGGAGUACCUGUUGCGCCUGCUGUCAGCACCUAAUAAGUGGAAUUUCAUCAAAGCACCACUCAAUAUAAUUGAUUUGCUGGCUAUAUUGCCUUACUACGUGACUCUCUGCCUCACUGAAUCUAACAAGAAUGUAAUGCAGUUCCAGAAUGUGCGCCGUGUGGUCCAAAUCUUCCGAAUAAUGAGGAUUCUGAGGAUAUUGAAGCUGGCCAGGCACUCCACGGGACUCCAGUCUUUGGGCUUCACUUUGCGAAGGAGCUACAAUGAAUUGGGUCUAUUGAUUCUCUUCCUAGCCAUGGGCAUUAUGAUCUUUUCUAGCUUGGUAUUCUUUGCUGAGAAAGAUGAGGAAUUUACCAAAUUCACUAGCAUACCAGCAUCUUUCUGGUGGGCUACAAUCACCAUGACCACAGUUGGUUAUGGAGACAUCUACCCACAAACAUUGCUGGGGAAGAUCGUUGGAGGGCUCUGCUGCAUAGCCGGCGUGUUAGUCAUUGCCCUUCCCAUCCCAAUCAUUGUCAACAACUUCUCAGAGUUUUAUCGAGAACAAAAAAGGCAGGAGAAGGCCAUCAAGAGGAGGGAAGCUCUUGAAAGAGCCAAGCGAAGUGGAAGUAUUGUUUCUAUUAAUCUCAAAGACGCUUUUGCACGUAACAUGGAACUUACAGAUGUGCUGAUCGAAAAACAAGAAGAUAGCAAGUGUCCAGUGGACAACCACUUAUCGCCUAGCCGCUGGAGUUACCAUAAACGCUACUCCAAUGCAGAUAUAGGCAGCCCCAGCCAGUCCAAACCUCUUUACCAGGAAAUGGCUCAAGUGGGCUCAUCUGACUACAAAAGCAGCCCUCAACACCCCAAUAUCCUGAAAGCAGAAUGCACUUAUGACAAGUCAGCCAGUUUACAGCAGAAAGAAGUAAAGCUUAUAGAAGAAGAGAUGGAGAUGAAUGUUUUGCCUACCACCCAGAGCCAACAAACUUCACCUGGUAGGGUUGCAAGGACAAGCUGCAACGUGGGUGAGGACUUUAGUGCAGAAAGAGGAGAAAAAAGUUCUAUGAUUCCUAACAUCGGAGGUAGUCAUUGUGCAAGACAAAUGCGCGCACCCCCUCCCUUGGAUCUGAGACAUAUUAGCGCCUUGGAGAUAAAUAAGACCACUGACAGCACCCAGCAAAUGACAUUACCAAAAGCAGGGCUGUAUAAAUUUGUGUCCACCCCUAACGUGAAUACAACAACAGACAGCACCUCCACAGAAUAUGGCGGCGUGCAAAAGAGAAUAGACCACAAGGUUGACCUGAUUGGAACCCAAGAUGAUGUGCUUAUGGCAGUAAUGACACCUGUGGCCACCUCGGCUUCUGCUGGCACAGUCAAGCUUCCUGAACGACUGUCAGACGACAAGGUUUCCAGAUUUCCUUCACGGCUCAGCUCCGGAACGCAAGACGCCAAAUCUUCACUGGCUCUGCUACAAUCUCCAUCCCUGGUCGGCCAAUCUGUUAGCCCAAGCAAUUCUCAGGGGGAAGGUGAGGGCUCAGUAGCUAAGAGAUUAGAAGGUGAAGGGCAGCUCACAGGCUUAAGCCACCAGGGGAAGAAUCACAUGGAGAAGUCUGCUGCUGGCUGCACUAGCCCUUCACCGAAGGCCAACCUACUCAACUGUUCUCAGGAGCAGGUAACUUUAGAGGCAGGGGGAAGGGAGACAACAACCCGGGGUGGGGAGAAGCAAGAAAACCACAUAAUUCAUGGAAGUCUGGCACCUUCCAAUGAAACCAGCAUGUGAGCUAAAAUAUACAGGGAUUAAUUCACCGACUGGACACACAGCUCGACAGAAGUAAUGAACUUCUGUCCGAGCCCUCUGUACUCUCUUACCAUGGGCUUUUGCCUGAUCUGGUUGUAUCACUGGAAAUGAGGGAAGUACUGUGGGACAUUCCUGCAUACCGCCAGUGUACAAUCUAAAGAACAUUAUCACAAGACAGUAUAAGAUUUACUUUUACAUAAACACUUCAGCAUUUUAACCAAAGUUGAAUCAGCAUGUUAACAUAAAUGAAGCCUCCGGCGUUGUCAAAUGUAUUGGUUGAUGCAUGUUGUACGUUUAUUUGUAUGCUUGAAGGGUAGAGAGAGCCCUCUUUCCUUUAAUGCCUAAAAAUAAGUUAUGCAAAGGAGAAGGAUAGAGAAAAGCAAGUUCUUGUAUUUGCUUUGUUCACAUCCUCACAUGCAUUCUCCUUUUGAGAAAAUUCCCACAAUAGGAUGAUUAGAGAGUUGCAAGCAUUUAUAAAGACUAAAAAUAUAUUGGGAAAUGCAUACACUAAAGUUAGCGUCACAAAAAGUAUGAUUGGAGAGAGUUCUUAGACUGCCUGAGUCCCAGAUUUGAGGCUCCAGUCAUAAAGAGUGUCAUUACAAAUCAAGGGGCCUUGACACAUUCCAGAGACAAGACAUUUGCCCAUCACUUACUAACUUGUAAGUAAGUGAACCUGUGCAUGCGCAUAAACGACUUGGUCUCUGUGAGACUUAUACAUGUCUACUAAUCUAAUUGUGGUUAUUGUACAUUUGCCAUCAUUGUCAUUUUUAGUUUUGGGUACCAUUUUAGUCACUGACAUCUGAAAUACUGCAACAUCAAAAGUGUGUAGGCCAAGAAACACAAGCAGUAAAUUUGUUUCUUCCCAAUAUUUGCU